CUUACAGAUUUUCAGUGAAGGACUCAGGACAUUCAAAUUCUCAGGGAAGGACUCUCCGGCCAAUUAUAAAUACCAACCAUUUGGCAAUCCCACAAUGCCACCACAACCCAAACUCUUUAUCAAAUCUCUUAGAUUUCCUGCUUUUUUACCUUGUUUUCUUCAGAUUCUGUGCUUUCGUUUUGAAUCAGGAUGACUAUCCUCAUUGAGCAGCCUGAGUUUGGCGUUGAAGCAGAUCAGGAAAAGACGAUCCCUGUUGAUGAGAAAGAAUUGGUGUUGGAUGGUGGAUUUGUUGUGCCAGAGAUCAACUCAUUCGGCCAAACCUUUAGGGCUUAUGAUGCUGAAAGUGAGAGACAGCAAGGCGUGGAAAACUUCUACCGGAUCAAUCACAUUAACCAGACUUAUGGCUUUGUGAAGAAAAUGAGAGAAGAUUAUGGGAAAUUGGAUAGGAUGGAGAUGAGCAUAUGGGAAUGUUGUGAGCUUCUGAAUGAAGUUGUCGACGAGAGCGAUCCGGACUUGGACGAGCCCCAAAUCGAGCAUUUGUUACAAACGGCUGAAGCCAUUAGAAAGGACUACCCUAAUGAGGAUUGGCUGCACCUCACUGGCCUUAUCCAUGAUCUUGGAAAGGUGCUUCUUCUUCCUAGCUUCGGUGGGCUUCCUCAAUGGGCUGUUGUCGGUGACACGUACCCAGUUGGGUGUGCUUUCGACGAGUCAAUUGUCCAUCACAAGUAUUUCAAGGAAAAUGCUGACUCUAACAACCCUGCUUACAACACAAAGUAUGGAGUUUACUCUGAGGGAUGCGGACUUAACAAUGUAAUGAUGUCUUGGGGACACGACGACUACAUGUAUUUGGUGGCAAAGGAGAAUAAAACCACUCUACCUUCAGCAGGUCUUUUCAUCAUCAGAUACCACUCAUUCUACGCAUUACAUAGAGCAGGGGCAUAUAAGCAGUUAAUGAAUGAGGAGGAUGUUGAGAAUCUGAAAUGGCUUGAAAUUUUCAACAAGUAUGACCUUUACAGCAAGAGCAAACUUCUAAUUGAUGUUGAAAAGGUGAAGCCAUACUAUGUUUCCCUCAUUGAAAAGUACUUCCCUGCCAAGCUAAAAUGGUGAAACUCAGGGGAUUUGAAGUUUGAGGAGUCAAGAUAUGCUUACCUAUAUAUAUAUAUAGCUAGCUAGUUGUUGAGAGUAAAUCUUUCAUCUUCUUUUUUUUCUCUCUC
This is a messenger RNA of Alnus glutinosa, 1214 nucleotides long. RefSeq names its product inositol oxygenase 1-like. Gene Ontology annotation, cellular component: cytoplasm. Gene Ontology annotation, molecular function: inositol oxygenase activity; iron ion binding. The transcript is spliced from 11 exons. Bases 190 to 1107 code for a protein of 305 amino acids. Gene Ontology annotation, biological process: inositol catabolic process. The record is from RefSeq and is a predicted model, not a curated record. NCBI's taxonomy places the organism in Eukaryota, Viridiplantae, Streptophyta, Magnoliopsida, Fagales, Betulaceae.